Rosa chinensis is the source of this 372-nucleotide messenger RNA. RefSeq lists its product as uncharacterized. Lineage: Eukaryota; Viridiplantae; Streptophyta; Magnoliopsida; Rosales; Rosaceae. The transcript has a single exon. The record is from RefSeq and is a predicted model, not a curated record. Bases 1 to 372 code for a protein of 123 amino acids.
AUGGCACCAAAGAAUAGAGCAGCAGUUGCUAAAGCUAUCGCUUUAAGAAUGAAAGCUGUGCAAAUGAAGAAGCCUAAACCUAAGGAUAGAGAGUCGGCAACUUCACCAUUGAAAACGUCUGUGUCUAAGAAGAAGUCUGCAUCUCCAAAUAAGAAGGAUGUGUCCCAAAAGAAGAGGACUUUGUCGCCAAAGAAUAAGGCUGGAUCCCCAAAGAAGAGGACUUUGUCGCCAACGAAGAAGGCUGCAUCCCAAAAGAAGAAAGGCACAUCAUGCUCUAGUGCUCUAUCUAUGAAGGACGUGACAAGCAGUAAAUCUAGAAAGAAUGUUAAGUCCACUAAGAGAGCACAGAGAGCAGCAACUAGUAAUGAGUAA